GCGGCUGUAAAAUGGAUGGGGUACGAAAGCGAACAAUAAUCAAGUGUAGCGGUUAACUUCAUUAUUGUCUCAUUUUCGGCAUUGCAGAGAAUAACCUGUUCUAAAUGGCUAAUUUGAAGCAGAAUGUGAACAAGGAGAAAGAUCUGGAUUCUGAGAGCGACAGCCCAGACAUCACUCAACAAUCAUUAAGGAGUCAGACACACUCUUAUAGGAACAAUACAUUCAGUCUGCCAGUGCAGCUGUCCUCGGACAGUCUUGAAAAACCUCUAAAUGGAGCCCAGCCGACUCUAUUUGUACGCAGCAGUGUCCCUGCUGUUUCCGCUCCUGCUGACGCAUUGCCUACAGGAGCACUUGUUAAUGGACCUGGUUCACACCCCACCUCAGAUGAGCUCGGUGUCCUGAACAAAAGCAGUGUUUCACUGAGUAAUGCCCUGCACGUGGAGCGAGUAGGAAAGGUUUACAGACCUCAGAUGUCACAGCUGACCAACGAGUCGAGACCAGACACUCGCAAGAACGAGGCAGAGUGUGUCCUGAAAACAUUGUCCAUGCCGGCUGGUGCCGAUGUGUUGUGGUCCAAAGCUGAUGGCAGUGAGUUGGAGGCACAUGGUACCAGUCUGUCCAGGGAGGAUCAGGACAAAAUGCCAAAUGGCCAGACCAGGAUGACAUGGGGCUUUGAUGCUGAGUCUUUGGAUAACUCCUCGGAUGAUUACGACCUGAACUGGGACCACCAAAAGAAGUUCAUGCAGUUCCUGUGGAAUGACCACAGCAAAGAGGACAGUGUGGUGAUGGAGAAUGAAGCAAUGUCUCUGUCUGUCGGCCGAAGGCGAAGAAAGCGCAAAAUGGACACGAUGGAGACGGCAGAUCUUUCAGAAGAUGUUUGCAGCAACUUGAGUCAUACCUCCAAAAGGUCACUAAUGGAUGGUGGCUCUGAUUAUGAGAGCCCCAUUUCCAAUAGAAAAGUGCAUUUCUUCAGGAAAAAGCCCAGUUUGCAGUCCUCUGUGGAUUCAUGUGAGAAGUAUUCCAGCGACACUGUGGUUGCCAUCAAGCAGCUCAUUCUAAGUGCACCAGUGAAAAAGCACCGCAAUGGCAACAGCGUUGGUGAAGCAGACAGCCUCUCCUUGGUGAGUGGCAAACUUAAGCAGUUGAAGAUGGAGCUGUCGACAGGCUCAGAACAACGGCUUUCAUUUUUUCCAUGCGCAAAGUCCAACAUUAAUUUCAAGGAGAAGAAGCAUUUCCAUAAGCAUAUGAUGUAUCAUUUAAAAGGGCAUAAUCAGGUUCAUCACCUAAAUCUGCCACAGCCCUUUAUCUGUAGAGAGUGUGGGUGUUCAUUUUGUGAUCGCAACACCCUUCUCAAGCACAUGAUUAUUCACCAAGAGAGACGAGAAGAGCUGAUGGAGGAAAUCAAGGGACCGAAUGAACUUCAAGACAAAGGCAGGAAUGCGAGAUUGCAGUGCCCACAGUGUGUUUUUGCAACCAGUUGCCCCAAAAUAUUUGUUAAGCAUGCAAAGACGCACAAAAGAGACAAGAGAUACUACUGCUGUGGAGAGUGCAACCUCAUGACUGUGACAGAGCAUGAGCUGGAAGCUCACUUGUACGCUGCCCAUUGUGUCACGUGCAAACCACACUACAUGAUGCUGAUGAAAAGUGACAGAUCAAAGGAACAGGUGAAGUUUGCACCCAAGAAGAACGAUGUAUCAAUAACCAUCUCCUUUCCUUGCAAAAUAUGCCCUUUCAGCACUCAAAGCAAAAAUGUUCUGAAAAAGCAUGUCGAACUAAUGCAUCAGCUACUGUAUCAGGAUGAUUUUGAAAGCCCAUCUUAUAAUGACACUAAUGACUGUGCAGCACCUAUAUAUGAGCAGAGGUUUUUGAGCAAAUCCCAAAAAGCUGAUUCACAAAGGCAUCAAUUGAAGCCAAAAUUUAUUAUAGAGAAGCAGGCUUUCAGGAAAAAAGUGGAAUUGCCCUUUUGGUCUAAUGGCAUAGCUGACCUGUUCAUAAAAAGCAAGUCCUCACAGAAAGCCCGGAAAGGUUUCAACUCCUCUCUGUUCAAAUGGAGUCUUAGCAAUUCAACAAACAAGCUGUCACCAUCCUUGAGAAGAAGUGACAAGCCAAGCAAAUUAUCUCUUCAACUGGCUGAAAAAAUAGACGUAACAGGUCUUCCGUAUGAUGAUGACAGCAAGGAUGACCGAGGAUAUAGAAAAAAUGCAGAGAAGCCAAAAUCUCUCUUAAGCUGCUAUGAGCCGCUUGCAUCCAAAACGGAACCCAGCUGCAUGUACUUUCCAGGCUGUGAUUCUGACAUACUUAAUGGUCAAGGGGAUAGUGAGGACUCUGACAGCAGACACUUGACCACGCAGUCUGGUAUAAAAAAGUCUACUUCCAAAAGAAAAAUGUCAACUCCGUGUCACAACAUUAUGGACAAAGCAGUUCACUUCAUCAUACCAAAACAUGAAAAAACUUCAAAGAGGCAUGAGGUUUCUGAGAAUAGCCAUGAGGACACCUAUGACUUCAGUGACUACACCAGCGAGGCCACCACUAACUUUCUGGGCUGCAGUGAAAAUGAACAGAACCUGUAUGCGCGCAGCUAUUUUAUCUGCAGGCAGAGGCUUCCAGUGAAAGGAGACAGUGGCCCCUCCAGUGUCCCGUCUGAAAAGCAUUGCGAGGAGGAGAAGGGCAGUGAUGAGACACAGAAGUUGGUAGUGAAGGAGGAAUGCGUCAAAAGCGAACUGUCAGGAGAACCGUUGGAAUUGGGCAUGGCUCCGCGGAGUGAUUCCUCAAACUCAUCUCCCUUUGGGAUGGAGCAGAAGUCUUGUCCGUAUUGCCCUGCUGUCUUUGAGUCUGGCGUUGGAUUGUCCAAUCACGUGCGUGGGCAUUUGCAUAGAGUAGGCCUGAGUUAUGAUGCCCGUCACGUGGUGUCGCCCGAGCAAGUGGCCUCCCAGGACCGCCAGCCGCGCAUUUGCAGGAAGAUCACUCUUGUGUCACGCCGAAUCAAAAAAGCAAACAAGCCAGAGUCACAGGCGGAGCACACUUGUCCUUUAUGUGGGGGCUGGUUUGACACAAAGACUGGGCUCUCAAAUCAUGUGCGAGGCCACCUGAAACAGAUUGGGAAGACAAUCUCCAGCAAAAGCAAAUCCCCACUGUGCAUUCUCAAUGAGAUGAUGCAGGAUCAGGAGGAAUACCAGAACAUUUUACAGGUAAUGAACAAGAAACGGUUCCUCUCCAGGCCCUUUGUCCCCCAAAAGUUUGCCAGCAGCGAUGGGCUAUUCCUGACACCUACAGGGAUCCCUGUGAAGAUCCAGCAUGCCAACCGAGGUGGCAGACCAUGGGGGUUGAGCAUGUUGCAACAGGAAGAAGAGGGCCGAGAGAAGAGGCAGACCAAGACGGAGCAUGGGGUGAGGGGGUGCUCCUCAAGCACUUUGAUAGAGCUGCUGAAAAGGAAGAAGCUGGAUGAAGAUCUGGGACUGAAUAAUUGCUCUCAGGUUGCGAGGAAACACCUUGAUACGUCCUGUCCAAAAGACACUGAUGCUCGACCACAGCUCAUGAGGACAGAGCCCAGCUGGACACAAGAGAAAAGUGAAAUAAACAAGAAGGUGUGCGCACACUGUAAUACAACCUUUCCAAGUGCGGUCAGCCUGUCCAAUCACGUGCGAGCGCGUGCAAGACGGAAAAGAGUCGCCUUGCUGGAGGGAACAAGUUAUGACUGUAAACAGAAGAAGCAGAAAUUGAGACCUGGGCCAAAGAAGAAGGUGUUCCCAUUGCCCCAUGGAGCAGAUGAGAUAUACAGGCUCACCUGCAGGUUCUGUGACCUAGUCUUCCAAGGUCCUCUGUCAGUGCAGGAGGACUGGAUUAAGCACUUACAGAGGCACAUCAUGAACACCGGUGUCCCAUGCACAGGGGCAGGCAUGGUGGAGGUGACAUCCCUGUCCAAAGACCUCCCCUCUACGCCUGAGGAGCAGACAGCCCUGCUGGUGCUGCAGGCAGCCUCCUGAGCCAAGGAAUGCACUAUAGUUUAUAGUAUGAACUCACUUUAGGUCAAUAGUGCAUAUGUACACACACACACACACACACACACAUACAGUGUGUGUGUUUUACACACCAUUUCCAUUUUAAAUUUGGCAUUAAUAUAGAUCAUGUUCUGUUUUCUUUAUGUUUUUGCACUUUAAUUAUUAGUGUCAACCCACUAUCAUAUCAACAACCCUUACUUUGUCCAUUUGGUCAAGUGUCAGCUGUAGCAGCCAUACUAAGAUAAUUCCAUCUGUAUUAUGUGAAUGAUGUGGCUGAUACCUUCAUAGGGUGCAAAAUGCAGUUUUGCAAUAAGCUUAAGUUAAACUCACAUGAUAAUACUCUUAUUUUAAAUAUACCAAUUAAUGGUAUUAAUGCAUUUCAUAACUGUAACAUUUUGUACAGUUAAUUACAUUUACAAAUUUUAAUCUUGUUUAAUACUCUUGUGUAACAUUAAUACUGAUGGGCAGCAAUAUCUUCAUUUUCUACACAGAUUACUUGAGUAAAAGUGCAGUUAACACUUGCCAAUAGAUUACUUAUAAAGGCUGUGGCUGACUGCACUCUGUCAGUGGCCUCUUACUAC
This is a messenger RNA of Megalops cyprinoides (Indo-Pacific tarpon), 4579 nucleotides long. Its product is annotated as zinc finger protein 644-like. The transcript is spliced from 6 exons. Gene Ontology annotation, biological process: regulation of transcription by RNA polymerase II. NCBI's taxonomy places the organism in Eukaryota, Metazoa, Chordata, Actinopteri, Elopiformes, Megalopidae. Gene Ontology annotation, cellular component: nucleus. The record is from RefSeq and is a predicted model, not a curated record. Gene Ontology annotation, molecular function: RNA polymerase II cis-regulatory region sequence-specific DNA binding; DNA-binding transcription factor activity, RNA polymerase II-specific. The coding region runs from base 105 to 3983 and encodes 1292 amino acids.